AUGCAGCUGAUCAAGCACGGUCGCGAGGAGAGAGAGGCACUCCUGACAACCGCCGCUCCCAACGGACGAUAUCAGCUACGAUCGGAGUGUCAGCAGCCCACCGACCCCACGAAGAUCCUGGCUCAACAGGGGCGGUCCAAGUAUCCCGCUCCAGCCACCACUCCUCUGGCGGGUCAGGAGCAUCCUCUACAGAAGGAACGACGGGAGGGUCCGAGCACAGCGCUGACGGGGGCGGCUGAGGAGGAGGCACCGACGGAGGCUGCACGGCCGGAGUCGGCGGGGGCGGAGGAAGCGCUACCGCCGCGGGGGCCGGGCGGCGGAGGAACCGCUAAGGUUGGAGCGGACGAUGUCUGCAGCGGCUGGGGCACCAGCAGAGACGCCCACGUUGGCGGGAGCUGGGGCGCGGGCACCGAACCUGGACCCGAUGACACGGACGGCUCCAUCGACGGGGAGGGCAACUAG
Messenger RNA from Closterium sp. Naga37s-1, 462 nucleotides. Lineage: Eukaryota; Viridiplantae; Streptophyta; Zygnematophyceae; Desmidiales; Closteriaceae. The record is from the annotation of a GenBank genome assembly.